GGAGGCAUUGUUGUCACAUUUUGCUAUGGGUCUCAUGAGUUUCGUUUACAAGUUAAUUUUCUAGUAUAUUAAACAUUAUGAUGGCGCUAUAAACGGAGACAUUGGCUUUGGUACAGCUUUACUGAGGCUGUGCUGAGAAACCCGGUUUCGGAGGUGGUAUGACAGAUGAUGGAUGACGACACAAGAUCACAAGAACUGUUGGACAGUGUUGACAUCUCACAGUUACGACCUGAUGGGAAACUUAAUACAUCAGUUGCACCACCUUCCCUCAAGGUUGAUGAAGAUGGAUGUGCAGUUAUUGCACCACCUGUUACACAGUAUGUCAACAUACACAGGUUGGCUGAACCUUCUCUUGGUGCUGUUGGGGGUAAGGGGGGAACAGGCGGUGGUGUCCCUUCGGACUGCGGGCCUACUGGCCUUGACCUGGUUCCUCAUCAUGUUGUGCAUAAUGGACUUGUGGUUGACAUGAUGGUACCGGGAAGUGCUGGUGAAUUUGUGGCACAUGGUGCAGCUGGCUACCUUCCUCCUGUGGGUGACCAUUAUGAUGAAGAUGUCUUACUGACGGAAGAUGAUCGUCGCCUUGCAGCAGCCCUCGUUGCUGUACAGAUUGCUCAGCAGCAGAAGCAUCAUGGAAAUGUGGGCAGCAGUCAUCAUGGUUUGCCUCACCCCCAGGAAUUAGGCCUAGUUACUGUUAAUGGUGCCCUGCCGUGCCUUACUAAGGUUCCUGAUCAUCAUAAUGGAAGCAGCGUACCUAUGUCACCAGACCGUGCUGCUGUAGUUCAAGGGUACAUACAGACAGCAGGUGUAGUUGUUGAUGAUGACCAGGAGCACCAACUAUUGACUGAACAGGGUGAUCGUAUCUUAAAAUUGUACCAUCAAGCAGAGCAAGCUGCUGCAUCUGCUCCUUCUACAGCAACAGUACAGACACGUCGCCACCAUGUGCAGGCAAUACAACACGAGCUUCCAAGGUCACCGAGAGAUGAAUUGAAGGAAGAAUAUGACAUAAAAAGUGAGGAAGAUGAUAGUGGAGAUGAGCAGGCAUUAGAUCAAGAAGCAGACAUUGAUGCUGGAUCUGGUUCUUCUGAUUAUGGCACAGGUCGUGCUUCUCGUCGCAGUCUUCCUCAUAAGAAGCGCAUACCACGCAAACUGAAACAGCAACAGCACCAGCACCAGCAACAGGUGCAGCAUCAGCAGUCCCAGAAAUCAUCAUCAUCUCCGUCUCGCAGUUUAUCAGCACGCCAUUAUAAGUGCAAUCGAUGUGGUGCACAAUUUAAUUCACAGUCGUCACUGGCCUCUCAUCGACAAAUGGCGCAUCACUCUCAAGCCUUCAGUUGUGAACUGUGUGGCCGUGUCUUCACACAUCAGAUUAAAUUUUUUGAGCAUCUGAAAUCACAUUAUGAACCUUUAUCUGCUACUAGCACUGUAAUGGAUGAAGAAGCCACAGACCAUGUUGAUGAGCCAGAUGUACCACAAGAACAGGAUGAGUCGCAAGUAAAACUUGAACCACUUCGUCCUGUCGCACCUAACAGUUCCUCAACAGCUGUACCUGUGUCAUUGCCUCAGUCUCCUCCAACACCAGUGUACAGUUGUCCACACUGUGGGAAGACAUUUCGGCGCCAGAAGGUUCUUGAAACACACAUCAGUCAGACCCAUCCGAAACAAGAAGAGAUUGAAUUCAGUGAUCCAGAAGAUCUUAUGGAAGGCAUUCGUGAUGUGGUGAAUGUGACAGCAGCUGCAGAUGACGCAGAUCCAUCCAAUGUUGUGAAAGGUGGCCCAAGCUGGUACCACCAUGUUGGCAGUGGUGAUUGGUACCGUGAAGAUGAACUGACAGCAGCUGAGGCAGAUCUUCAUGAAAUUGAAGACUCUUUGGCGUGUGAAUUGUGCGGUGAUGUUUUCACGAGCAAAGAAUUGGUGGCAGAACAUGUACGCCGUGAUCAUCUCGACAUGCCUCCACCACCCCCACCAGAUGCUCACAGUGAUCCAGAUGGUGAAGCUGAAGCAGAUGGAGAGGAUCCAGACAAUCCCCCAGCACCGGAUCCUGGUCCUGCCAAUGAGACCUCUGCCCCCGCAUCAAACAGCACGACAGGUGGAAAGCGAAGACCCAAGAGAUCACGAAGAGAACUUCAGUUAACGUGCCCUGAAUGCUUUAGGAGAUUUAAUCACCGAAACUCUUUGGUAUAUCACCUUCGAUCACAUUCUGGUGAAAGGCCGCACCAAUGUGAAGUCUGUGGAAAGAGUUUCUUUGCUGCAAGUGCACUAAAGGUACAUAUGCGGCUGCAUUCGGGUGAUAAGCCUUACAAGUGUGAAUACUGCGGUCGUCACUUUCGACAGUGGGGUGAUUUGAAGUACCAUUGCAUAUCAAUACAUUCGGAAGAAAAGAAUUACCAGUGUGAAUACUGUGGGAAAGACUUUGCCCGAAAAUACUCUCUCAUUGUGCAUAGACGUAUUCAUACUGGCGAGAAAAAUUACAAGUGUGAAUUUUGUGGGAAAAGCUUCCGUGCCUCCUCAUACCUUCAGAAUCAUAGACGGAUUCACACAGGUGAGAAGCCACAUCCAUGUAAUGUGUGUGGCAAGCCAUUCCGUGUUAGAUCAGACAUGAAGCGACAUCUCAACACGCACAAUCGAGAACGACACAGAAGUAAUGGGGCUCGUAUAGCGGCCUCCUCAGCUACAGAGGAUCAGUUGAAGGUCGAAGAAGCAGAAGUAGUUAGUGGCUUGAGCCACACAGUUUCUGUGGAACAUCAAACAGCCACACAGCAGUCACUGAGCACAGUUGCUGAAAUAUCAGUGCAGGAUGCUGCUCCUCCAGAUAGCCUCUUGCCGGAAGAAACAGGUGGCUCAGGUUUGCGGCACAGUGCACUGGGCGCUGCUGCCGAGGAAGUUCUUUACCACACCAGGGACACACUGGAUGCUGUCCGUGAUUCGAGCACACUUUAUGUUUGGCCGAUCUAUAUGAGUUAGCACAACCACUUAGCAUUCAGGCUGGUGCCUACUCGCUGAUAAUUGACUGAUUUAAUUGUGAUUGCCCGGUGUAACAGAGAAGACUUAAUUAGAAUGACACGGGUUUUGUACAAAGCUGUCGAACUCAGGUGGUUGAAUGGGAUUCAAUUUGUCUGUAUUUCCAUGUCUGGGCUUCUGUGCUGUGUUGUGUUGUGAAUGAGAAACAGUAUUUUGUACUGCAAGACUGGAAUAUCAUUUAAAUAAUAUUUAUAUAAAUUGCAUCUAUGACUGUUCCCAGACAGAUUUUACCUGUUUGGGAGUUCUGAAUGGCAUUGCUGGAGAUAACCCAGCAUUCUCAGAUAUUACUAGCUUGAGAUAUUUUUUCUGACCUGAAUUGUCAGUACUAUUCUCACCAUGGUUGUAAUUGGGAUAUACAAUAGAGAGUCCUGGAAGAGAUUUUCAGUACUUGUUAAUGUGCAGAUUGCUGGUUUCUGCUGUAUUACAUUUAGAGGGAUGUGGAGAAGCAAGGUGCGAGCUAUGCGGACUGGAUUUGGAAGUGAUGAAAUGGAAGUCUUCCUUAAGUAGCUUAUGACUGUUAAGAUGUUGAACGCUUGUGGCAUUUGUGCUGUGUACCACUAAUUGUUUGCUUGUGCUAAUGAGGAUUGAAUCAUUGUUUGUUAAUUGUGUAUAUGUUUUUAUACAGUGUAUCUUUGGUAUUCUAGAGUUCUUAAAUAACUGAUCAUUGUAUGGAAUUGAAAAUCCAGUAAGUAAUACUCAGCAGCUAUUGGGAUACAUUUUAGGAUUAAGCACAAAGCAAGUUCUAAGGUUUCACUAUUUUUUUAAGAACCUUUACAUAUACUUACAUCUGUAUCAAAAUUGAAGCAUUCCACUGCAAAUUUUAUGUAAUAUAAUAAUGAUUGUGUAUGUUUGUACUGUGUAUGAAUUUUGUUGUGAGCCUGCAAGUUCAGCUACAAGACUGUGUGCUGAUACUAUGUUAAAGAGUUGAAUUACGUACUAAAGCGAGAAAAUAUUUUUCUGCUUAUGUCUUAGGUAUUGUGAUUAUUUAUCUGUACCUACAUUGAGACUGAAAUAAUAGUUUUAAUUAUUUAGUUUUGAGUGCUUUUGUCCAUUUUUCAGAAUGAAGAGAUUGUAGCUAUGUUAUAUAAUAUUUUUCAGUAGUAAUCUCUUCUGCAUCCCUUUUUGGACAGAUUGCCUUAAGACAUUGCUGUGUUUUAUAAAUGGAAGCAGUAGGUGCACAUAUGAAUGGAUUCAGAAAAUAAGUCUUUAAUUUUAUUGUUAUCUUAACAUGAGAAAUAGGGAAUGAUUGUGUGAUGAUUGGUGCAGAUUGUUGUAAAAUUAUUGUGUGACCAGACAUUCUGCAUAGACAAUUACUUUUCUUAAAUAUCUUUUACAUAUUUGUUCUAGAUAUUGUGUCAUUACAUUUCUACCUUUAUCUGAUUGCAGAAUGCAUCUUAUGUACACUUUUUCUCCCUGUCACUGCGUCUUAAGAAUUUACGGAUAUUUAAUGCUAGAACUAUUCUUAUCUCUAUGAUUCAAUACAGUCUUCUUCUUUCCCACCUAUAUGCUACUUUUAGUUUUAAUGAAUAGGAAAUGUGGAAUGAUAUAUAGUAGUUUAUGCAAAAUAUUUCAUAGACUUUAGCAGAUACUAUUCAUUCUUUUCGUGGCUGUACAUUUUGGUUUGUGACUACAGGUGCAAAAUCAGAGGAUAAUUUAUUGGGAAUAUUGAAAAUAGAAUUUAAAAAAUUUUUAUUUCAUUAUGAUUUUGUGAGAAAUGGUGUGAGAAUACUUUAUCACGAGUAUUCUUCAUCUAUUACUUGAAUUUUACACAAUGCACUGAUGUGAGUUCCUCACUUAUAUUUGUGUUUGGUGGUACGCUUGAUUUGUGUGUGUGUGUGUGUGUGUGUGUGUGUGUGUGUGUGUGUGCGCGCGUGCAGUGUGUACUAAGCAAUAAUUUUAUUUGCAGCUGUGUUUCAUAGGCUUCAACUUAAUUAACUACUUGCCGCUGAGGCUUUCUUUGCAGCUGCUAUCUCCUCUGUUUAUUCUACUGUCCAUCUGCUUUUGAUGUUCACUGAACCCAAUAGUUUCAAUAGAAUUCAUUUAAAAGUUGAAAAUAUAAUGACUAGAUUUACUUCAUAUCCCCUGCAAGAAUAAUAUUUCGUUUAAAUGUAACGUAAUUAUGCUCCUUGUAUAAUAUAUUUAGUCAUUCCAGGUAAUUUAUUGAGUAAUAAAUGCAGAUGGUGAUUUUAAUAUCUUUUGAGCACGAACAUAGUUUUUAAAGCCUUCAAGCUACUGUACCAAAGACAUGAUUAUUUUUAUAAUGUUUUUUAUGGUUUUAUCAUGUCAGUAUUUUAAAAAAUUGUACUUGAAGGUAUCAUGGUGCUAAUGAAGAGGUUUGUCUUUUAGAACAGCAUUUGCCAGAUUAGUUUUGUGUACAGAACAUAUGCCCUUUAAAAUAGGACAAAUAAUUUGCUAUGGAUUUGUGAGGGCAUCAGGUAUGUUUUUCAAUGGAGCAAGCAGCAUUUAUUACAGUUGUCAUCCUUAAUUAUAAGGUUAGCAGCUGUAUUAGAUUUUGUAGACCCCCUCGUGCUCUCUCUCUCUCUCUCUCUCUCUCUCUCUCUCUCUCUCUCUCUCUCUCUGUGUGUGUGUGUGUGUGUGUGUGUGUGUGUGUGCACGUGCGCUCCUGUGUGUAAGAUGGCCUAAAACAACUAUAAGCUGUAUCUAAAUUAUAAUAAGACUUUUAACAUUUUUUUGUGUAUUUUGGUACUUGCAGUCCACUCAAUAAACCGCCUCUCAUUCUUUUAUUAAAUUGGCUUGGAUUUGCAUCAGAAGGACCUUGAUUUUCACAUCUUAUGUUCGUUCAUCAUCUGAGUGUGUCAUGAACAUGUAUGAUUAAUGAAAAAUUUAUCCAUGUCCAGGUCUGAAUGGUUGUUUCUCUAUUUUUUGUCUGCUUUGUGGAAGUUCUCUUCUUUUAGUGACUAGUUUACAAAUAGAUUUCAUUAGUAUAAUGAAUGUAACUGUGAAUUGUGGGAACUUUAGCAGUUUGUAAAGAAAAAGUGAAUUUUUCAUACAGGAAAUGUAGGUGCAAUUACUUUCCAAAAUUGGUUAACUAAUUUGUCAUUUAUUACCAGAACAAAAAUUAUCUUCUGGAAGAUGAACCAUUAAAGUAUAUAAACAGCAAGCUCAAAAUUGUUUUAGAUUAUCAUGAAAUUUAGCUUUCACCUAUUUUAAUGUCAGACAAUAGGAGUAAAGUAUUGCAACUUGGUAUACUUACUUUCCCCGUACAUCUUCAGUGAUUUUCCCACACACAAAUAACUAAUUGUGUGUCUCCUUUUUUAAUGUUUUUCUGUUGUUGGCUGACACCUUUUCUAAAAUGAACAUGGUCAAAAAAUGGAAGUAAUAUUCAAUGUCAGUUUCUGAUUGUGUUUCAUAAUAAUUCAGUUUCAUUAAACAUUAAAAACUUGUGAUAUUGUCAUGUAUAUUCAUAAUAUACUGCUACAGGAAGAUAUUCAUCUCCAAUAUGUGGAGUGUUGGAACACUAAAACAUUUUUUGUUUAUUGAGGGUUUCAGAAAAUAUUUUGAAUAAAUGAUUCUGUUCAUGACAGUUGCGUUACAGUGACAGGGAAAACAAGUCAAAGUUAUAUAUGAAAAUAUUUCUUGUCAACUCUUGUUUUAUGUUUUAUGUGCUAAUUUUGUGUGUAUUUUUAUGUUGUAUAUAAAAUGUAACUGUACAUUUCUAAUUAUGGUGCUUUCUGUGUAAAGGGCACUUUUAGACUGAUGGACAGACUGUGUAAAAAUAUCUGUAAUAUUAGGAAAGUGGUUUGUUGUGAAAAAGUACUAUUACUGUGACUUACUUUGUAUCAUUGUUAUUUCUAAUCACACAAGCAUCUUAAAAUGUGUUUGCUGUAUACAUUGCAGUUCUAUACUUAUCAGAAUGGCUCCCCUGACACAGUCUGAUAUACAUUUUUACAUAUUAGCCACAUAUCAUAAUUUUAUUUGCAGCAAGUGUUCAGACAUUCUUUGUCAUGAAUGCAUUACUAAUUGAUGUCAACAGUGUAUGUUUUGUUGCCCAUGUAUUCAACUUGUUUCUUUUAUUUCUAUGGCUAUGAAGAUAUAUGAGAGAGAGAGAGAGAGAGAUUGAGAUUUUCAUGAUAACUAUGCUUUUCCUUAUUCUUAUUUUUGUACUAAUAUAUUGGUGGAAAACUGAGGAGAAUUUCAUUAAAAAAUUAUCAUCUAUGCUCUGGGGAAAUGCAUUAAUAAUCUGCCAGUCAAGAAAAGAAUGUCUGGGUCACUUUUAACAACUUGUCCAUCAAUAAGAUCUCAUGAUUAAGGAAAAUGUUAGAAGUAUCUGUACCGUAGUUUGUAAUUGCUUGGAAGCUGUAAUAAGGUCAAAUUCUGUGAUGUUUUGACUCUUAAGUACAGUGCUAUUUCUAAAUAAUCUACUCUUUACAAGAGUUUAUAAAAUGUUGAAUAUGAAUUUUUGU
Schistocerca nitens (vagrant locust) is the source of this 7442-nucleotide messenger RNA. RefSeq names its product zinc finger protein 665-like. The transcript has 9 exons. Gene Ontology annotation, biological process: regulation of transcription by RNA polymerase II. Gene Ontology annotation, molecular function: DNA-binding transcription factor activity; RNA polymerase II cis-regulatory region sequence-specific DNA binding. Bases 166 to 2961 code for a protein of 931 amino acids. NCBI's taxonomy places the organism in Eukaryota, Metazoa, Arthropoda, Insecta, Orthoptera, Acrididae. The record is from RefSeq and is a predicted model, not a curated record.